Messenger RNA from Suillus fuscotomentosus, 2068 nucleotides. Its product is annotated as major facilitator superfamily domain-containing protein. The coding region runs from base 424 to 1947 and encodes 507 amino acids. Lineage: Eukaryota; Fungi; Basidiomycota; Agaricomycetes; Boletales; Suillaceae. The transcript is spliced from 21 exons. The record is from RefSeq and is a predicted model, not a curated record. Gene Ontology annotation, biological process: transmembrane transport. Gene Ontology annotation, molecular function: transmembrane transporter activity. Gene Ontology annotation, cellular component: membrane.
CGUAAAUAAAGCAUUCAACUACAUCGUGUGAAAGCUAUUUGUCAGUCAAACUGUAGUUGGUGCGGCCUCGACGUGAUUGCCGACUUGCGAAACGACCCUCUAAACCGUUUGCCAUGUAACUCUUGUCCCCUCGUAUCCCCGCCAUGGUAUAAUUAGACACAAAGCUGCCGAUAAUUCUUGUACAUGCUGAUAUAGGGUCACGGAGUUGGUGGGGUGAGUGUCACUGGCAGCCUAAACAUAUUCCCUGGUGAUGAGUAUUCUGGUCGUUUUCCACUUCUGGACUGAGCGGGUUCAUUUAAUUCAUUAAAGGUAUCACGAUAACGCCUCCAGUGACCCUAGUCCCCGGUAUAAAAGGCAGCCAUUUGGGUGGCUGGAUUACCGCGCUAAGUCGGCGUAACCUUUCGUUGAUCUUCCCUGCCCUAUAUGUCUAUCCAGGAAGAGAAGAAAUCCGAUUCUUUUACAGAAAAUGUUGUCCCAGUGCCGGAUGACGGUGAUGACUUCAGGUUGUUGAGUGCAGACGCGAGGAAGGCAGCAGAACGGGCACUGGUGCGCAAAUUGGACUGCAGACUGAUGCCUACUGCUGUGGUCAUAUACCUCUUGAACUAUAUUGAUCGUGUUGCUAUUACUGCUGCGCGGCUGCAAGGUUUAGAGCAAGAUCUCGGAUUGACAACCGUUCAGUAUGAAACCAUUCUGGCUAUUCUUUAUGUUACUUAUUGCCCGGCACAAAUACCUUCGAACAUGAUUUUGAGCUGGAUUUCACGACCAUCUAUUUAUAUUGGGGCCUGCGUUAUUGGAUGGGGUCUUACCAGUGCUUUGACUGGAGUCACUACUAAUUAUUCGGGCAUCAUGGCUUGCCGUGUAUUCAUUGGUCUUCCUGAGGCUGCGUUCUAUCCUGGUGUCAUGUAUCUGCUUUCGCGUUGGUAUACCAGGAAGGAACUCGCCGUGCGGUCAGCCUGGUUCUAUUGUGGUCUUUUAAUCUCGAAUGCAUUUGGAAGCUUGAUUGCAGCUGGAAUUCUCGGAAAAAUGCAAGGUGUACUAGGACUUUCGGCCUGGAGAUGGUUAUUCUACAUAGAGGGCGCCAUCACUAUGUCCUUUGGCUUCUUGACCAUGUGGCUUCUUCCAGAUUUUCCCCACAACACUCGAUGGCUUAAUGCAGCGGAACGCCGCUUGGGUCAAGUUCGCCUUGCAGAAGAUGCAGGGGAGGCCGACAAGGAUUCUGAUGACCUUACCAUUUACGAUGGGUUGUGGAUGGCUCUCAAGGAUCCGAAGACCAUAAUUUUCAUGUUUAUGGGCUGCUCGCAACUUCUAGGCCUGAGUUACAUCAACUUUUUCCCCACCUUGACUGCCACGCUUGGUUACGACAAUACUAUUACAUUUUUAAUGGCAGCCCCUCCAUGGAUAUUCGCAUCAGCCUGCUGCGUACUCAACGCAUGGCACGCAGAUAAGUCUGGAGAGCGAUUCUUCCAUAUCACUUCCUGGUGGUGGGUAGUCAUCCUUGGAUAUAUCGUCUCUCUAUCCACCAUGGCUACGGGCGGGCGGUACUUUUCCUUGUUCCUGAUGACCACAGGAUAUUGCGGAUUUGCCUUGACAUUGACCUGGGUUUCAAACGCCAUUCCUCGUCCACCGGCAAAACGCGCCGUAGCCAUGGGUCUUGUCAACGGGUUUGGAAACCUCGGUAAUAUGAUGGGCUCGUAUGUCUGGAAUGCUUCGUGGGGUCCUCAAUACCAUCAAUCCAUGAUCAUAGCAUUGUGCAGUCUCGUUUUGUCCACAAUCCUGAGCCUUUUAAUGCGGUGGAUAUUAAUCAAAGAGAAUAAGAACAUGGAUAUGGAGGAGAAAAAAUUAAUGGAGGGCCCUGGCCGUGCACGUAUUGAAGAGGCUGCUAAAUUGGAGGGGAUUACAUUCGAGGAGGCUAUGACAAGAAGGAAGGGCUUCAGGUACCUCUAUUGAUUAUUUUUUUUGCUUCAGAUUAUAGUGCUUCGGGGUAUUGUUGGACAUAACUCGUCAUAAGCCCUUUGUGACUUUGUCUAUUGAUAUUUAAAUUUUGCACCAAACACAUACAAAUAUGCUG